Coniophora puteana RWD-64-598 SS2 is the source of this 3273-nucleotide messenger RNA. RefSeq lists its product as uncharacterized. Bases 49 to 3258 code for a protein of 1069 amino acids. The record is from RefSeq and is a predicted model, not a curated record. NCBI's taxonomy places the organism in Eukaryota, Fungi, Basidiomycota, Agaricomycetes, Boletales, Coniophoraceae. The transcript is spliced from 19 exons.
CCGUCCUGAAACACAAUCUUGACCUCGACCGCCGUCAAACGACGUCCAAUGUCGUCCGUGAUGGCAAAGCUGAGGGCCAAGCUCCCGCCAUGGGCAGCCAUGCACAUAUCCAACCCGCAGUCCUGGAAAGCAUUCUUCCGCGCAUGGCUCGCGUCUUGGAUCGCACUCGUCCUACUCCUGCCUGACAAGUCGCUCGCUGUCCUUGGAAACGCCGCGUUCUUCACUAUGAUGACGAGCUUCUUCCUCCCUGCCAACCUUCCCAUUCAUACCUUCCUAUUCCUCACUUCUACCCUCGUUAUCGGUCUAUGUCUCGGAUGGGUCUUUGGUGUCGUUGCCAUGCGAUCCGCAUUGGCGGUUCGCGAUCAAGUUCUCCUCAGCCAAAAUCUCGAAAAGGUGGCGCAAAACGCCGCAGGCCUCGCCAACCCAGAAGCCCUGUUCCAACUCGCAAUCUUCAAGGCCGACUUUCUUGAUACUCGUUCCUCUAUCAUGUACGGCUUCUUUCUCGCUCUGGGCAACUUCUGUUUUGCCGCUAUGCGCGCAUAUAUCCCACCCCUGACGCUCAUGAGCAUCUUCUCCAUCAUCUGCAUCGACAUUUUCUGCUCCUAUGGACCUCUCUUCCCCAUCGCCGAGUACACGCUCGUCAACUCGCUCCUGACGUCCAUCGGUUGCUACGCGGGCAUCGCCGUCAUCCUCUCGCUGGUCAUCUACCCCACGAGCAUCAACAGUUCCAGUCUAGGGCUUAUCACCGCGCAGGUCGUGAAAAUGCGCGAUAUGACCCAGAUGCAGCAGUCCGUUCUCGGAGAGGAUACCUCGACCGCGGCUGCGGAUGGAAAGAGCCAAGAGGAGGGUGACGUCAGCGCGGUUCCGGUGUCGGAGAAGCUGAAGGAGCUUGUGAAGAAGAUCAAUGGGAUGCGGGCUGGCCUGAUCAUGGGACAGCAGAUCUAUGGCAUGCGGUCGAAAUAUAUCACCACUGAGCUGAGCUUCGGUCGGUGGAGUGGCAAAGAUGUCUACUCCUUGGAAGAACCCCUUGUUGGGCUUCUUGUUCGUAUGCUCGGCCUCCAAAACUUUGCUCGUCUCGUAUCCGAGAUCAACGAUGCUCCAUCUGCUCCCUCCGAAAAGCCCCAUGAAACGACCAACGAAGACGCAAGCAUCGCCUCCGCCUUUGAAGGACAGCACAGCCACAGCUCUUCGGAUAUCAGUUCUAUCAUGCCGCACGCCGCCGAUGUUCUUGGGCACAUCCACGGCUCGGGCCGGCCCACCACGUCUUACAAAAUUGAGGUGACCAUCGACGAAGCGAUUCCGUAUGUUCGAGACGCAACAAAGGACCUGCGCGAUGCGCUCGAAGGCGGACUCAGCACGACCGUGGCGACCCUCACGGCAGUGAACAAUGACCGCCUGAGUAAAUUCAUCCCUCUCCUCGGAGGUCCCAAGAAAAACAGCCAAGUCGACACCGCAGCUCUCAGCGCUGCUGUUGCAAACCUUGACACUGCUUUGCAAGAGUUUAUCGCGCGCAAGCGGCUCGAGGCGCUCGAGCCCUUCCGACCCGUGCUACCCAAGCUUCCGCCCCCGCCCUCGCCCACGCUCAGGGCGCUGUUCAUCUGCUUCACAUUCUCUGCAAAUCUCAUCGCGGUCUCCGAGACCGCGCUCCGGUUUAUGCGCACUGUCGAGGCGCUGUGUACCCGUCGCACGAGGGCGCGCGUGUGGUUACCCAUUCUGAGUGGUGUCAAGGAGUUCUUCGGUGCUGGGAAUGGUAGCCAGGCACACGAGGGCGACGAGACGCUGGGCGAGGACUGGUCUGGCGAACGCGGGGAGACGGGUGACGACGCCGUAGAUGAUUGGAAUGAGAAGUCGUACGGUAAGGAUCCCGAUAGCGGUCCGCCGCAGAACCUGUUCCAGCGCUUCGUCUAUCUCUUCCAUGUUGUCUACAUGUGGCUCAAGACUCCCCAGGCAGUCUUCAUUCUCAAAUCAACUGCAAUCACGAUUUUGCUGUGGCUUCCUGCUGUCAUGUCAAGCAGUGCAGCAUUUUACUACGAACAGCGUGGUGUUUGGGCUCUCAUCAUGUCUCAGUUGACAUUAAACAUCUAUGUUUCGGAUCAGCUUUUCAAUUAUGCCACCCGUCUCCUUGGCACAUUUGUUGGGCUCAUAGUCGGCCUCGUUGCUUGGUAUAUUGGUGCUGGCCGCGGCAUCGGUAACCCAUACGGAAUUGCUGCCAGCUGUGCUGUCUUCCUCGCGCCUCUGAUGUGGCUCCGUAUGUUUGCUCCUCCCAAGUACCUUUCCGGAGUGUUGACGGGCUGUGCUACAUUCUCCCUCAUCAUUGGUUAUUCGUGGAUCGACGGGCACCUACCAAUGUAUGGCAAUCCAGGCAUUGGAUGGUCCAUCGCAUGGCGUCGCUGGACGCUUGUUGUUAUCGGUUGCGCUGCGUCCUUCGUCUUGAUGAUGCUCCCGCCUGUCUCAGGGCGCAAAGUCGUCCGCCUACGUAACGCCAAGAUCAUCAAGAACAUUCAGGGGCUUUACAGCAUCCUCAUGUCCACCUGGAUCUCCGCCGCGCCGAUACGAACCAAGACUCGGGGCACCGUUGUGGGCGAUGGUGAAACCCCGGGCAAGAGUGUAUCUUAUGGUCUGCCAGACGAGGUCGUAACUGAGCCGUGGGUGAACCAUAUGCGCUCGCGCGUCAAGGCUCUCGCGGAACGCAUCCAGGCGGCUCGUCUUCUCACAGACACCGCGCGGUGGGAAGGUGGCAUUCGAGGCCAUUGGCCUGCCGAGGACUACAAUGCGCUGCUCGAUGCCGAGAGCGAGAUGUUGAAUGCACUCACGCAGCUCGGCAGCGCGAUGCUUCACCUCGACGAUGACUGGCGCGUCAAAUUCUUACAUCGGACGCAGGUGGUCCAUCCUAGCUUCAUCAGCGACGUGAUGUCGAAGUUUGCCAUGGUCUCUAUGGCGCUUCGCACGGGAGAACCUCUGCACGCCGUGUUGCCGCAGUCUCUCCUUGAACGUCUCUUCUACCAUCAUCGCCUCGCAUCUGUUCCCCGUCACAACCCACGAAACAGCCAAGAUAACGAGGGCCAUAAGGCAUACUAUGAGAGUGCUGCAGAAGUCCUCGAAGACGCCGAGUUCAUGCACUGGGCAUCUGGGGUCGUCGCUGUAUACCAGCUACUCAGAGGUCUUGAUAAGGUCUCCGAUAUCACGAAACGGCUUGUUGGCGAAAUCCCAUUGAGAGGCUUCGAACGAUGGAAAGGCCAAUUCGAACAAGCUCAUUAGAUCUUAGUGAAUGAG